AAAUCUCUUUCCAUUUUUACUCCAAGCUAAGGGCAUGGACUUGGCUACCACACUCUUGUUCUUUGUUCUUCUCAUUUCGUCCACCAAGGCUUUAGAUCCUUGCGGUUCACGGUCAGAUGACUCGGACCUGUCGGUGAUUCCAAUCUACGGCCGAUGCUCACCGUUUAACCCACCCAGACCCGAGUCAUGGGUCAACACAAUCAUCAACAUGGCCUCGAAAGACCCAGCAAGGGUCAAGUACUUGUCCAGCCUUGUGGCCCAGAAGACCACUAAGGUUCCGAUUGCUUCGGGUCAGCAAAUCCUAAGCAUUGGCAACUAUGUUGUUAAGGUCAAGCUUGGCACCCCGGGUCAGACCAUGUUCAUGGUGCUCGACACUAGUAAUGAUGUUGCAUGGGUUCCAUGCUCCGGCUGCACCGGUUGCUCGGCCACCACCUUCUCACCCAAUGCUUCUUCGAGUUAUGGCUCGAUGGAUUGCUACUUGCCCAAAUGCACCCAGGCCCGUGGGCUCUCAUGCCCGGCUACCGGGACAACGGCUUGCUCUUUUAACCAGUCCUACGGCGGAGAUUCUUCUUUCUCUGCCAACUUGGUUCAAGAUUCCUUAACAUUAGCCAAUGAUGUUGUUCCAAAUUUUGCAUUUGGAUGUAUUAAUACCAUCUCUGGUCAGUCGGUCCCUUCCCAAGGGCUAUUGGGUUUGGGCCGGGGACCCAUGUCACUACUCUCACAAUCCGGGGCACUCUACUCGAGUGUAUUUUCGUAUUGUUUACCGAGUUUCAAGUCCUACUACUUUUCGGGUUCACUCAAACUCGGGCCGGUUGGUCAGCCCAAUAAUAUUAAAACCACCCCGUUGUUGAAAAACCCUCACCGACCCUCACUUUACUACGUUAACCUAACCGGAGUUAGUGUAGGCCGAGUUCGGGUCCCUGUUGCCCCAGAAUACCUAGCGUUUAACCCGAAUACCGGGGCAGGGACAAUAAUCGACUCGGGUACGGUUGUAACCCGAUUCGUCCAACCCCUUUAUGAGGCAAUCCGAAAUGAGUUUGUGAAACAAAUGAAAGGCCCAUUUACAACAAUAGGAGUAUUCGAGACAUGCUUCGACGCAUCAGCAGAAGUCGAGGCCCCACCAGUAACGUUACAUUUUCAAGGCUUGUCCAUGAAACUGCCGAUGGAGAACAGCUUCUUGCAUACUAGUGAAGGCUCACGUGCUUGCUUGGCAAUAGCACCGGUUCCAAACAAUGUGAACGCCGCCAUGAAUGUAAUAGCCAAUUUGCAGCAGCAAAACCAUAGGAUUCUAUUUGAUGUCGCAAAUUCUCGCUUGGGAAUUGCUCGUGAAGCUUGCAACUAGUUUCAUUUAUCGUUGCUCUUUGUUUUCUUUUCGUUUAGGCACUAAGUUUCUGGUUUCAUGUAACGGGAAAAAAGAUUGGAUUAGAAGUUUAAUAAACAGGACAAAGAAGCCCUGUUAUUUUGGUGA
Molecule: messenger RNA, 1468 nt
Organism: Hibiscus syriacus
Lineage: Eukaryota; Viridiplantae; Streptophyta; Magnoliopsida; Malvales; Malvaceae
Product: aspartyl protease AED3-like
Exons: 1
Coding region: 35-1342 (435 amino acids)
Biological process (GO): proteolysis
Molecular function (GO): aspartic-type endopeptidase activity
Source: RefSeq, a predicted model, not a curated record